AUGAUUAGCAGAGUUGCUGCAAUUUGGGUACUUUUUGAAGUAUUAAGUAGCAAUGAUUAGUAUAAAUUUUAGUUGCUAAAUCCCAUUUAAUUAAUAUUCAAUUUUUGACUUAGAUUGAUAUAGAAUCAUAUGGAUGUGACCAUACUAAGUUAAUAGAAACCGAAGAAGGUUUCAAUCAAUUACAUUAGACUCUCCAAUAUGUAUAGAAUGGAUAAAUUGGAGAACAUAUUAAUGAAUUGAGAGAAUUAUAAGUUUUAGUCAAAAGGGAAUUAGAGGAGUAGAAUUUUUAAACAUUUGUUUAUUUAGAGAAUUUUUAAUACUCUUAUCUACUUAAACAAAAAUCUGACUCUUUGGGACGUAUUGAUAUCACAAAUAAAUUGAUAAGUCAUCAAUUCGAGGAUAUCAGGUUUCUACUAAAUUAAAUAAUUAAGACUUUGGAUAAGCAGGAGAGAGUAAAAAGUUGUGAGAUCCUAUCAAAAAAAAUAGACAAUUUCUUAGAAGAACUUGCUGAAAUAGAAGGAGAACGCGAAAAUCUUAUUGAUAUAAAUUAUGAAGAAGUAAUCAGUAAAAUCCAAAGAAUUAGAAAUAAAUGUAAUAAUGAACCCACUAAUUAUUUGCUAUAAAGUAAAGCAGAAUAAACUCAAUUAAAAGAUAUUUUUAUUGAAUUUCCAGAUUAGAUUAAAGUAGAAAAAAUCGAUAGCAUCAAUUUAAUUGAUCUUAACUAAGAAUAAAUGGCAAGCAAACUUUGUGUAAGUGGCCAAUCCUCUAUUGUAGAUAUGUCUUCAAGCUAGACUUCAGUUUUGGAUAUAAAAGUAGAAGAUGAUAAAAUAAGAGGAGUGAAUGAAUAUGGAUAUGGUUAUUGGAUUCGGUGGCUGACACGAUGGCCCGAAUAGUAAAUGAAAGGCAUAAGCGAACCAUGGUAUUUCAUAUCAAGAUUAACUAAAAAUGAUCCUUAUGAUAAUAUAAGUAUGGGUGAUAGAGUAUUGGCCAUUUGGUUAGGAUAAGCUGGAUAUACAUUUGUUACUAAUGAUGUAAAAUCCGAAAAUCCAAAUUUGUAAAUAACAUUGCCUUAUGAAGAUAUUGAAGGAGUGUGGACAUAUAUUCAUUUUAGUUAUAAAUAAGGUUAAGCAGUUGGAAUUUUGAGAAUUGAAGAUACGACUAAAAUAGUUGCUCUUGAUGCAUUACAUGAAUAACCUAAUUUCUUAAGAUUGAUUAUAGGAGGUUCAGAUCUUAAUUAGUAUCCAGGAUUCAAUGGAUAGAUCUCAUCACCCAUAUUCAAGAUAGGUGAUGGAUCAUUUGUGAAUGCAGAAGAUGAAUUUAAUAAAUUUGUAAUGGCUUGUAACCAUAGACCAGAACCUGAUUGUAGAGAUAAAAAUGAAAUCAUAUCAUUAAGCUAAGGAAUUAAAAAAUAUGAUUCUUCUUAACCAGAAUCCUAUGAACACUUUGAUAAUUAAAAGAAGGAGUUUCCAACCUUAUAUGGCGUAGGAGGUUGGUACAAAUGGGUAGAAACAGUUUAAUAACCUGAGCACUUAGCAUUUAGAAUUACAAUUAACAAUCAGGAAACAAACAAAAAUUUGGAAUUAGGAGAUAGAACACUUGCUGUUUGGUUAAGUGAUAAAUAGUUAUAUACUUUCUCUACAUAUUCGUAUUAAAAUAUGUUCGGAGUUGGGUAAUCAAAUAUUGUUAAAAAUAUUGAUCAUAAGAAUAAACAUAUUUAAUGGCACUUUAUUUCAUUUUAAUACAUUAGAGAAACUCGUUAGGCUUCUGGUUCUAUAAUAUUUAAGGAUGAAAAAAUUGAUCUUAAAUUUGAAAAUGUAAAUCAUUAUUUAGUUCCAGUUUUUAGAAUUUUUAUUGGUAAAGAUUAGUUCUAUCCGGGAUUUAAUGGGUAUAUUGCUGACUUCAAAUAUGUCACAUGCUAAGAUCUGUAUAAUUCAUAAUUCCAUCCAUCAUAUAUGCCUGAAUUAGCCAAUCAUCUCACCCUCCCUAUUUAGAUUCCUGAGUUAAACUCUGAGUAUCAUUGUUAAAUAUCUGAUCAUACUACGGUUCAUUCAGCAUAUGAUGAUAUAUAACCAAUAGCAGUAGUUGAAGUAACAGAAAAUCUAAUCGAAGCAUAUGGAUAUUCAUUUUGGUUAAGAUAUCUAACUAGAUAUCCAAAACCAAUGUAUUAAGGAAAGACAUAGCCAUGGUAUUUUGUGAGCAGAUUAACAAACAAUUUAAAAUAUUCAGAUACAGAAAAAGGAGAUAGAUUAUUAGGGAUUUGGCAAGGCUAGGAAUUUUACGCAUUCUUUACUGAAGAUCAUAAAAACAACAAUUAGAAUCUAAAUGAGUAAAUUAAAUAUGAUGAUAUUGAAGGGGUUUGGACAUAUUUUCAUUUUAGUUACAGCAGUACUUUCAAAAAAGCUGUUGGUUUUGUAAAAUAUUCUGACUAAGAACCUUAAUCUGUUGCAAUUAAUGCAGAUCAUCAAGCUAUCAUCUAUUUAAAACUUAUUAUUGGAGGUUCUGAUCUUUCUAAAUACCCAGCUAUAAAUGGGUAAUUCACUAAGGCUACAUUUAAAAUAGGAUCUGCUGCUUUUAUUGAUACAAUAGAUAAAUUAAAUUCAUACUCUUUAGAAUGUAAUCCAUAACCAUAAGAAUGUUGUGAUUAAUAUUUGCAGCAAAUUUUUAUUUAAGAUACAUAGAAAUUUCAAGAAUAAAUGGACCCUAUACCAGAAAUACCGUCUAAUUAUUAAGAUAAAUUUCCAAAUGAAUAUAGUGUUUCCGGAUGGUUUAAAUGGGAACCCACAAGAAUGGACUAAUGGCAUUUAGCAUUUCGUUUGCAUAUUAAUAAAGGUGAAACAAACAAAAAUGAUCAAAUCUUAGGUGAUAGAACUUUAGCUGCUUGGGUCUCACCUUCAUAGGAUGGCAUCUAUGCAUUGUCUACAUACAGUUACUAAAAUUUAAACGGGAAUGGAGAACCAAAUAUUGUUCAGAUAAUUCCUUAAGAUAAACAAGAAACAAAAUGGCAUUUUAUUCUCUUUUCAUACAACAGAGUAACAAGAAUUGCAGAAGGUUAUAUAAAAUUUUAGAAUAAAUAAGAAUCUAUUCAUUUUGAUAAGAUUAAUCAUUUUUUAGUUCCUUAGUUUUAUUUGAAUAUUGGUAUAGAUAGUUUCUACAAAUCUUGGAAUGGUUAUAUUGGCAAAUUCACUAUGAAUCUUUGUGCUGAAGCAUCAAAACUUAAGUUAGAUCAAGGUAUUUUAUUUCCAAAUAUUAUAGACUACAUCAGUCCACCAGCAAUAAAUUCAUUUCCAAAUUUCUAUGUUACCGAAACUAUGGAGUAAAUAUUUUAUUUAUUUCAAUUAGAACAUGUCUAAUUAACACAAAAGUUGUUGAAAUUACCUAAGAGAAUUUAAGAAAUGUUAUUCAUGCUAUUUAAGAAGAGGAGACUUAAGAAAAGGUUUGUUUCUGUUCUUUGAUGGCUAAUUGA
Paramecium octaurelia is the source of this 3463-nucleotide messenger RNA. The record is from the annotation of a GenBank genome assembly. Lineage: Eukaryota; Ciliophora; Oligohymenophorea; Peniculida; Parameciidae.